AUUAAUGGCACUUCCUCUCUCCUCCUUUCGAAGAAUGAACACCCACAACCCCGCGCUGCAGUUUCCCUUCCCUCCUUUCUUUCCUUCUCAAUUCAAAAUUUUGGGUAAGAGUCCGCAACUCUCUAGGUUGCGACGUUGCGUUACUUCUCCGACCGGCUGCGGGGCUGGGUCAUCUCCGCUCUCUGGCCCAAAGCACGUUGCUCCUCCGCCUUGCCCCAAAGCUCGUUGCUUCUUCGGCUUGCGUCGUUAUGUUCCUUCUCCGCUCUGCUUCCCUGCGCAAGACGGCGAGGAAUGUUGUUGCUGUAAGUCGCAGACUCCAAGCGAUAAGAAGUUCCAGCUCUCGCUGGUUCGACUUCGGAUCUGCUACGUUUUGCGGCUCAUAACAAUGAGUUGAUUUGGCGAGUGCGUGCUGCGACCGGCUGCAGGAGCUACUUGUGAAGGAGAUAAGAGGGGAGAGCCGGCAUAUGCAGCGACGGAGAUGGAGAGAGCGAGUGGAGGAAGGUGAUGGAGGCGUCGUUCGGAAAGAUGAACGAGGAGGUUGGAGGGAGGGAAUUGGGUGGACGCGUCGACGAGGACGGCAGGGUCGACGGCGGUGGUGGGGAAGGAGGAGGUUGUGGUGGCAAAAUGCGGGGAUUCGCGAGCGGUGUUGUGUUGUGGCGAUGUGGCCGUGCCCUUGUCUGUUGAUCACAAGAACGCUGCUGAAAUCACUUCAAGUCGCCACAAACGGGUGAUAGCUAGCGGCACCCCGUUGCAAUAUGGCAUGUUACCAGGUUGAUAAAUGAACACAAAAAGCUCUUGCCAAUACUUUUAUACCAUCUCUUCUUCAAUGACAUGUCUAUUUUCUGAUAUUGAAACAGUAACAAGGUCUUCAGCUAGUGAAAGCGAGUAAAGUCAUCUUCAUAUUGAAAUGGUACAGUUUGAAAGGUGGCAAGAUUUUCCUGAGCAAUAUCUUUAUAGCAUUUGUCACAGUAGAUACUCGAUUAGUUGCCAAUGCAUCAGUAGCAGACUAAAUUACUUGAGCUAAAGUGAAAAUAGUUAUGUCCUGUCAUGCAUCAUAUCUUGAGUUAAAUCUCUUGGAUUUCGAUUAAAAUGGCUUAUUGACUCCCCUGAAUAACCUAACAGGCUUGCUGAGAAGGAGAGUGGAAGCAGCUGGAGGAAGGGUCAUAGAUUGGAAUGGAUCCCGUGUCCUAGGCGUGCUUGCUACAUUGAGGUCAAUGGGUAUGUGGGACUUUAUCAAUCAAAUGGCGCUAAUGAUGGACUUUAUUCGAUGCUUUUAUGCAUGGAAUGUUGGUUUCCAAUUGCAGUGGUUACUUCAGCAAGUGCUGAGAGAUUAUUGUUUAAAGCAAUACGUGAUGGCUGAGCCAGAGGCCACGGUAAGCAAGAGAACAGAGUUGGAUGACAUCCUCGUUAUAGCAAGCGAUGGGUUAUGGGAUGCGCUCUCUAAUGAGGCUGCCUGCCAGGUCGUGAGGAGGUGCCUUGACAGAUAUAUAAAGAGGAGGUUCCCUGAGGAGCUAAGAGGAAGUAAUGCCGUCAAGGUGGCUGCAGUGCUAGCCAAACUGGCCAUGUCUCGAGAUAGCCAAGACAAUAUCAAUGUGAUUAUGGUCGAGUUGAAGAAACCAAACUAGUAAAAUGUAAAUAGGUGUUGUGCAACUGAGAAUGUUUCUUUAUGGCCAGUGUUGGGCUAAUCAAUGUUCAUCUUGUAUAAUCUAUUGUACUGACUUCUAGUUGGUAUUAAAAUUCCAGAUCCUCCAUGUCAUUG
Messenger RNA from Eucalyptus grandis, 1759 nucleotides. Its product is annotated as probable protein phosphatase 2C 8. The record is from RefSeq and is a predicted model, not a curated record. Gene Ontology annotation, cellular component: cytosol; nucleus. Gene Ontology annotation, molecular function: protein serine/threonine phosphatase activity. Gene Ontology annotation, biological process: protein dephosphorylation. The transcript is spliced from 3 exons. NCBI's taxonomy places the organism in Eukaryota, Viridiplantae, Streptophyta, Magnoliopsida, Myrtales, Myrtaceae. Bases 1215 to 1625 code for a protein of 136 amino acids.